CGUCGCCUCGCAGCGCGGGGCCGCGGGUGCGUGCGUGAGCCGCGGGGGCGCCGGGCCCGGCUCCCGAGCUUUCUGGCCCGCAGGGGUAUCGACGGCCGCCGGCUCCCGGGGUGGAGGCAGGUGUCGGGGUGUCAGCGGCGGCGUCGACCAUGGAAGGGCCGCAGCUGCUUCCGCAGUCCGAUCGGCCGCUGUGCGACAGCCUCAUCAUCUGGCUGCAGACAUUCAAUACUACUGCACCUUGUCAAGAUGUCCAACAGCUGAAUAACGGAGUUGCCAUGGCACAAGUUCUACACCAAAUUGAUGUCUCUUUUUUCAAUGAAUCUUGGUUAAGCCGAAUUAAAGAAGAUACUGGUGACAACUGGAGAAUAAAGGCUAGUAAUUUAAAGAAAGUACUUCAAGGAAUAAUGAGUUACUACAAUGAGUUUCUGGGGCAACAGAUUUCUGAAGAUCUUAUCCCUGAUCUAAACCAAAUAACUGAGCAUUCAAAUUCUCUGGAACUUGGGAGGCUGCUUCAGCUUAUUUUAGGUUGUGCAGUUAACUGUGAGAAGAAGCAAGAACAUAUAAAAAACAUAAUGACGCUUGAAGAGUCUGUUCAACAUGUGGUCAUGACUGCUAUCCAAGAGUUGAUGAGUAAAGAAAUACUGAGCAAUCCUACCAGUGAUGCUGUUGGAGAAUUAGAGCAACAGCUUAAACGGGCCUUGGAAGAACUUCGGGAAGCAGUGGGAGAAAAAGAAGAACUAAAGCAAAGAUGCCAAGAGCUAGAUAUGCAGGUGACUGCACUUCAAGAUGAAAAGAAUUCACUAGUUUCUGAGAAUGAGAUGAUGAAUGAAAAACUUGACCAGUUGGAUGGAUCUUUUGAUGACCCCAAUACAAUGGUGGCAAAAAAGUAUUUUCAUGCACAACUCCAACUAGAACAAUUACAGGAAGAAAACUACAGGCUUGAAGCUGCCAAAGAUGAUUACCGAGUUCACUGUGAAGAACUUGAAAAGCAACUAAUUGAAUUUCAGCACAAGAAUGAUGAAUUGACGAGUCUGGCUGAAGAAACAAGAGCCCUAAAAGAUGAAAUAGACGUUCUUAGGGCUACCUCUGAUAAAGCAAAUAAACUUGAGUCAACAGUUGAGGUAUAUCGUCAGAAGUUACAAGAUCUGAAUGACCUACGUAAACAAGUGAAAACCUUGCAGGAAACAAACAUGAUGUACAUGCAUAAUACAGUCAGCUUGGAAGAAGAAUUAAAGAAAGCAAAUGCAGCACGCACACAGUUAGAAACGUAUAAACGACAGGUUCAGGACCUUCACAAUAAGCUUUCUUCUGAAUCUAAAAGAGCAGAUACACUGGCAUUUGAAAUGAAAAGACUUGAAGAAAAACAUGAAGCUUUGCUUAAGGAAAAAGAGAGACUAAUAGAACAGCGUGAUACCCUGAAGGAGACAAAUGAAGAGCUUCGAUGUUCACAAGUACAACAGGACCACCUGAGUCAAACAGAUGCAUCUGCUACAAAAAGUUAUGAGAACCUUGCUGCUGAGAUUAUGCCAGUAGAAUAUAGGGAGGUGUUUAUACGACUACAGCAUGAAAACAAGAUGCUUCGCUUACAGCAGGAAGGUACUGAGAAUGAACGGAUUGAAGAACUUCAGGAGCAUCUAGAACAGAAGAACCGCAAGAUGAAUGAACUAGAAACUGAGCAAAGGUUGAGCCAAGAGCGCAUCCGAGAACUACAACAGCAGAUCGAGGACCUUCAGAAAUCUUUACAGGAACAAGGCUCCAAAUCUGAAGGAGAAAGUUCCAGCAAAUUAAAGCAGAAGUUGGAAGCUCAUAUGGAAAAACUAACAGAGGUCCAUGAAGAAUUACAGAAGAAACAAGAGCUUAUUGAAGAUCUUCAGCCAGAUGUAAACCAGAAUGUUCAGAAGAUCAGUGAACUUGAGGCAGCUCUUCAGAAGAAAGAUGAAGAUAUGAAAGCAAUGGAGGAAAGAUACAAAAUGUACCUAGAGAAGGCAAGAAAUGUAAUAAAAACAUUGGAUCCAAAAUUAAAUCCAGCAUCAGCUGAAAUAAUGCUACUUAGAAAGCAGUUGGCUGAGAAGGAAAGAAGAAUUGAAAUUCUGGAGAGUGAAUGUAAAGUAGCAAAAUUUCGUGAUUAUGAAGAAAAACUCAUUGUUUCUGCUUGGUAUAAUAAGAGCCUGGCAUUUCAGAAGCUGGGGAUGGAAUCUAGACUUGUGAGUGGCAGUGUUACUGGCAAGGACUCGGGGGCCUGUACUCCGGCAAGGUCAUUCUUAGCACAGCAGCGUCAUAUCACCAACACCAGAAGAAAUCUCUCUGUUAAAGUUCCUGCCGCAACAGUUGAUUAAAAUGCAGAAGAAGAACCAAACUAGAAGUGCCCUUAAAAUUUUUUUUUGUCUUUCAACUAACUACCAAUUGAAAAAGGUGUUUGUAACACUUAUAUCAGCGAUUGUAAAAUCAAAAAUGCAUGGUUUAUUUUACCAGCUGCAUUGAAAACAAAAUAGAAAAUUUGGCUAUCUCUGAGGGACCAUAUUUAAAAAACUGAAAAAAAUAUAUGUAGUUAGGCACAAUCACAAGCAAAGGUUGAACUUUUAAGAGUAUUAUUAUUUCAGAUUGUAUAUUUUAGUGAAUUGUCUUCAGUUGCAACAAUAACUUGGUUGAUCUGCAGUCUGUAAUCAGUAGUAUGUAAUUG
This is a messenger RNA of Suncus etruscus (white-toothed pygmy shrew), 2680 nucleotides long. RefSeq names its product hook microtubule tethering protein 1 (gene HOOK1). NCBI's taxonomy places the organism in Eukaryota, Metazoa, Chordata, Mammalia, Eulipotyphla, Soricidae. The record is from RefSeq and is a predicted model, not a curated record. Gene Ontology annotation, biological process: cytoskeleton-dependent intracellular transport; cytoplasmic microtubule organization. Gene Ontology annotation, molecular function: microtubule binding; dynein light intermediate chain binding. The coding region runs from base 150 to 2336 and encodes 728 amino acids. The transcript is spliced from 22 exons. Gene Ontology annotation, cellular component: centrosome; cytoplasm.